AUGGUCGCUCAAACCCCCGCUUUCAAGAAAGCAAUCGACGACAGUCGGAACUUGAAGUCGAAGCCUACAGACGAUGACCUGCUCGAGCUCUACGCCCUGUUCAAAGUCGGCACAGGCGAAGACCACGCCAGCGCCGCAAAGCCCGGCAUGUUCGAUCUGAAGGGCAAAGCAAAAUACAAUGCCUGGACCAAAGUAGUGGAUCAAGAUAAGCUGAGCUCCAGCCAGGCACAGACGAACUAUGUGCAGAAAGUUGAGAGCUUGAAGAAGGUGCAUGGAUUUUAG
Messenger RNA from Bacidia gigantensis, 282 nucleotides. RefSeq lists its product as uncharacterized. The record is from RefSeq and is a predicted model, not a curated record. Lineage: Eukaryota; Fungi; Ascomycota; Lecanoromycetes; Lecanorales; Ramalinaceae. Gene Ontology annotation, biological process: fatty acid metabolic process. The transcript is spliced from 3 exons. Gene Ontology annotation, molecular function: long-chain fatty acyl-CoA binding. Bases 1 to 282 code for a protein of 93 amino acids.